Penicillium daleae is the source of this 1035-nucleotide messenger RNA. RefSeq lists its product as uncharacterized. The annotation marks the transcript as partial. The record is from RefSeq and is a predicted model, not a curated record. Lineage: Eukaryota; Fungi; Ascomycota; Eurotiomycetes; Eurotiales; Aspergillaceae. The transcript is spliced from 2 exons.
UUCAUUGUAGAGCCUGUGGAAGUCGCCGAGCCUGUUGAAGCAACCGUAGAUCUCUCUGCUGACUCGCCGGUUGAGGAGUUAGUCGUCGGCACGAUUGACGAAUCUGCCGAAUCACCCUCUGCAGGGAUCUCCCACAUCGACGGAGCCAUGACAGAGCGGUGCAAGAGUAACGAAGACUUUUCCAAAAAGAAUCUCAGAAUCCAAGUCUCGGCAAAGCAUUUAACACUUGCAUCGCCCAUUUUCAAGAAUAUUCUGACGGGUGGUUGGAAAGAGAGCGUCACUCUCUUACAGCAGGGCUCUAUGGAGUUGACGACGUCAGGAUGGGAUCUCGAGGCACUUCUGCUCUUACUGAAAAUCAUACAUUGUCAGCAUGACCACAUACCUCGGAAGCUCUCUCUCGAAAUGCUUGCCAAAAUCGCUGUCAUAGCAGACUACUAUGAUUGCAAAAAGAUUUUGAGGUUUUUCUUGGAUGUGUGGAUUGGAAACCUGGCUGAAGUGCCCGAGAUAUAUUGUCGAGACCUCGUCCUCUGGCUAUGGGUAUCCUGGGUUUUCAAGCUCCCUCGUCAGUUUGAAAGAGCGAGCUCGAUAUCCAUAUCACAGAGUAAAUAUCGGAUUAGAGGCUUGGCAUUACCGAUCCCCAAUCAUGUACUUGAUGCAAUGAAUAGCCGGCGAGAACAUAGUAUCGAAGACCUGGUUCAUCUGCUUCACACGCAACAUGCGACUUUUCUGAAUGACACAAACGGUUGCAGUUUCGAAUGCAGGUCAAUCAUGUAUGGUGCUCUCACAAAGCAGAUGCAAUCAAACGAGCUGCUUUCGCCAAUGCCUGUAACUCCUUUUACUGGAUUGAGUUAUCAAGGACUUGCGCAGAAAGUGCGGUCGUUUAAGUCGCCACAGUGGCGCAGUUCAUCUCCAGGUUAUCCAAGCUAUGGGCCCCACAGUUGCUUCCAUUCUACUUUUGAACCCCUUUUUGGUCACCUACAUGACAGGAUUGGAGGCCUUGCGCUCGAUGAUGAUAAUCUAGACGUACAGGCGUAA